AGAGAAGAGAGAAGGCAACGGGAAGGAGAUAACAGAAUAAGAGAGAGAGUUACAGGUGACAAGAGAGAGAGAGUAGCGCGAAGUGAAGAGAUGGAGGGAGAAAAUGAAGAGAGAGAAGAUGAAUCAUAAAGCCUUCACCAUGGCAACGAGCUGAAAUUUGCAGAAAUUGGGUUUGGAUUGAAGGACAACGAGUUCUCUAGGUUUUUGGAUGGGUUCCAGUUUCUCUGUAUUCUGCCUUCUUCACUCUGCAAUUGCAGUAACUUGUGGAGCUCUGAUGAUGUUUUACUUGAAUGAGAUCUCUGUAUUUGGUUAUGGAAGUGAGACUGCGAGCAAGCUUCUUGGAUCAACUCCACAUGAUCAACUCUUGAUUCAAACUGCCGAAUCCUUUUCUGGAUUGCUUCUUUUCGGAAUUGGAUUCAUCUUGUUUAUGGUUUCAUUCGUCAAGGAUAGGGAAUUUCAGAGCUUCUUUGCAAAGGGGUGCAUAUUAUUACAUGCUUUAAUGGCUUUCUGGAGAGUUUACUUUGAGAGGAGGCUUGAAGAUUUGGCUAGAGAUUGGCCAAGGCAGGUUGUUGGGGACUUGAUCUUAGGUGUCUCUUGGGUUCUCUUCCUGGUUUGUUCUUGGAGAGAGAAGUAUGACUAAUGGGCAUAUAACAGGUAUGAUGAGGCUUUUUGUGAAUUUCAAUUGAGCUUUGAAGAGACCCAUAUGCCAUAUGAGCCAUUUGGUGAUAGGCUCAUGGUGCUGUGUUAUAGGCUUUUAUGGUUAGUCUCUGGUUUCGGGGCUUGCUGUUUUAUAUUGAAUGGAAUGGAGGCAUGGUUUGUAUUUAAUGCAGCUGAUGGAGAGCACGGUGUCGGUUUUAGCGUGGUUUUGAUUAUUUUGGAGCAUAAUAUUGAUUUUCGUGUUUGCAUUCUGAUAGCAGAGGUCUUGAGUUUCAAUCGUACCUUUACCCUUCAGAAGAAAAGUCCUUUUCUGGGUCUGCUUUUGUAGUGAUCUUUGUAAAAUUUCAGCGGAAAUUAAAGCUAUGAGCUGUGCAAAAUCGUUUAUGAUGUAAUCUUGAGAUUCCAUUGUUUUAUCUUGUUUAUCAGAAUCUCAACAUGUCCAUGUUCAUGUAAUUUUGGUUGUUCUCUUCC
Amborella trichopoda is the source of this 1128-nucleotide messenger RNA. RefSeq lists its product as uncharacterized. NCBI's taxonomy places the organism in Eukaryota, Viridiplantae, Streptophyta, Magnoliopsida, Amborellales, Amborellaceae. The record is from RefSeq and is a predicted model, not a curated record.